Messenger RNA from Orbilia oligospora ATCC 24927, 2049 nucleotides. RefSeq lists its product as uncharacterized. The transcript has a single exon. NCBI's taxonomy places the organism in Eukaryota, Fungi, Ascomycota, Orbiliomycetes, Orbiliales, Orbiliaceae. The record is from RefSeq and is a predicted model, not a curated record. Gene Ontology annotation, molecular function: ATP binding; protein kinase activity. The coding region runs from base 1 to 2049 and encodes 682 amino acids. Gene Ontology annotation, biological process: protein phosphorylation.
AUGACCGAAAUUAUGUCAUACUAUCCUUCAUCCUACCCAUCCGGUGGUGAAACCUCGCGGUCUCAGUAUUUGAGCCCGAGCAUAUUUUCAAAACCAUACGGCUACGACUCCGAAGCUUCAAGAUCGGGGAACAAGAAAGUCGCUGUGAACCCAACUUUUUUCGAUGAUAUCGGAUAUUCAGACGACCCGAUUCAUGAUCCGGAUUUGGCGUCACUUUGUUCGGCUGUCUCAACAGUAGAUUCGCAUUUCUCCGCCCUACCGGACAUCAAACCUAGCAUCGAUCCGUCGAGGUUAUACCUUGAUAUUCACAGACAGAAAGAUGAAUACGCAAAUAUGUCAACAACGCAGCGGAGGAGGAAACAAUUGAAACAGAGGGCCAUGGCGGUUGGAAACCAGUUUCUGACAAUGAACGCUAUAUUAUUUGGUUUUGGCACCCAGGAGAAGUUGGACUUUGAGGCGGAAAAGGUCUGGUGGGAUGAUAUGCGGAUUAAAUAUACUGUCACGGAAAAUUUUGUUAUUGCGAAUAUGCCAUACGUACCUGGCUUAAAACCACCAUUGAAAGAGCGGUUAAAACAACCGGUGGCCUUUGGUGCCGGCCUAACCGACGAAACUUAUUUGGACUGGAUUGUUCACAAAGCCAGGCGGUUAUUCUUGGUUCUAUUACACCUUGGGGUUCCGGAGCAAAUAUUUUGGAUUAUCGACGACGCCUGGGACGAUGCCGACCUACCGAUAGCUCGAAAGACAAUACCGAGACUAGCCCUUUCCUCCAAACCCGACGAAGAAAUGGAUGAACGAUUCUGGCGAGCCCAGUAUAUCUUCCUUUUGAAGAAUAUGAAUUCUGGAGAGCAUAUCGAAUACGAAGAGCAAGAAGUAGUUCCACUCGAAGUAGUCGAAAAACUACCUUCCAAUGGAGACUACGUGGCGGAGAAGGUUGUGCGACCGUACGGGAAGCGAAACCACGACUACAUCACCCGUAUAACCGUCCCAUCGAAAGACAACCUCAUGCUUCAUGUGGAGACUAUUCGGUCGCGGAAUAUACGCCACGCCAAUAUUGUGGAACUCUUCGCGUCAUAUACGUACGAAGACAUGGGUUAUCUCCUUUACCGUCCUGCGCCUACUAUCUCUUUGGACUCAUUCUUCCGCUCGCCCUCCUAUUGCUAUUCUGCAAUGUCCGCGACCGAGAAACGGGUACUGGCCUUUAAUUGGAUCACUGGCCUGGUCAGUGCCGUGGCGUUCCUGCAUACGAAAAGUAUUCGGCACGGCGAUAUCAAUCCUUUUAGCAUAUGUGUGAUGGAGGAUGGGGCGAGGUUAAUGCUUUGCGAUGCUGGCCCAGUUUUUGGGACUCUGGAUGUCUUCAACAGGCAAGGGCGAGCAGAUGUUCGCGACGAGUACGGUGCCCCAGAAGACUACUCCGAUGCCGCCGGCUUGGUUGCACUCUUAGGGGACCAGCCUUAUCUUGCAACUGACCCAGUGAUGCUGUGCAAGUCGGAUGUCUUUGGCCUGGCUUGCGUGAUGGUGGAUAUCUUGACCUUCGUGUCAAAGUUGAAGAUGUCUGUAUACAAGAACCAUCGUCGGAAAACGGGAAGCAUAGCACGAAACAGCCUCACCUCAAGCUCAUCGCUCGGAUCCUCAGCUAGUGGGAAGAGCACUCGGAUAAUCUUUCCUAGCAGCGUCUUCAAUCGAUCCACGGCUACAGUGGUUGAGCGACCCCAUAGCUAUGGCUCUGGUCGUCCAGUGACUCGCCGAGAGUCGGAUGCCAAGUCUACCAAUAAACCUAACUUUAAAAAAACGGAUAUAUCAUUCCGGGGAAACCUCGCAUCAGUGAAAAGCUGGUGUGAUACACUCGUUGAAGCGGCGGAAGAUAAAGAUACGGAUGGUACAGGGGAUGCUGUAGUUAGAGAGCUGAUUGCUCUAUGCUGCCGAGGGAUGUUCAUUGAGAAGCCAAGAGAGCGAAUGGGGAGCGGAGCAGUUGUAGCCAGGCUCGGCUUACUGGCAGACAGGUUACGAAAGCUGCUCGCAAAUAAUGACGCUAAGAAGGAAUCAUCUUGA